This is a messenger RNA of Rosa rugosa (rugosa rose), 603 nucleotides long. Its product is annotated as triacylglycerol lipase OBL1-like. The transcript is spliced from 3 exons. The record is from RefSeq and is a predicted model, not a curated record. Gene Ontology annotation, biological process: lipid metabolic process. Lineage: Eukaryota; Viridiplantae; Streptophyta; Magnoliopsida; Rosales; Rosaceae. Gene Ontology annotation, molecular function: triacylglycerol lipase activity. The coding region runs from base 1 to 603 and encodes 200 amino acids.
AUGGCUUCCGAGUCCCAAGAGAACUACAUCAAUGGAGUACUUGAAGAUGAAGAAGAUGCUGAUGAUGGUCAUGUUACGGGGCAUAGCCUAGGUGGCGCUCUUGCCUCAUUGUUCACCUCGGUGCUGGUGUUUCAUGGGGAGAUGAAUGUGAUGGAAAGGCUGCUUGGUGUCUACACAUUUGCGCAACAAAGGAUAGGAGAUUGCCAGCUGGGGAGGUACGUUGAGGCACAUUUGAUUAAUCCGGUCCCAAAGUACUUCAGGGUUGUCUACUGCAAUGAUUUUCUGCCCAGGUUGCCUUAUGAUGAACGAAACUGCUUCUAUAAGCAUUUUGGGGUGUGUCUUUACUAUGACAGUCUAUAUAUUGAACAAAAAAUGGAGGAGGAGGAGGGGCCAAACAGAAAUUACUUUGGAAUGAGACAUCUGAUGGCAGAAAUUCUGAAUGUUGCUUGGGAGCUAAUGAGAAGUAUGACAUUGGGUUACAUAUAUGGGCCAGAUUAUGCAGAAGGGUGGUUCUCCAUUUUGGCAAGGAUAGCAGGACUUGUGUUUCCUCGCAUGACGGCACAUUCACUUACGGAUUACAUCAUUCAAGUGUCCUCUUCCUAA